Messenger RNA from Penicillium brasilianum, 660 nucleotides. Lineage: Eukaryota; Fungi; Ascomycota; Eurotiomycetes; Eurotiales; Aspergillaceae. The record is from the annotation of a GenBank genome assembly.
AUGGCGGGACGGGCCGAGACGCGAACCCCUGAGCCGCCCGACCGCGACGAACACGAAGAUUCACCCCCAAGAUUAGCGAGGCCGCGACGCACCACAAGACCACCGAAUAACUACGCUCAAGAGCAAGAGAUUGACACCGAGCAGAGAAAGACACGCGCCCAAUCGAAAAAGGGACGUCAAGGCAAAUCAGUACCCCAGCACGACGCAGUAUCUUCAGACGACUCCUCGACGGAGAGCGAGGACUUGAGCGCUACCGAUCUCUUGAAAGAGCUCGUGAAGCUAAGGAAAGAGAUUAGACGACGCGAUGAUCUGCAUAAGAAAGAGCUGCAAAAAAUCAAAGAGGAAUUCAGCGCAACCCUUGCAGAAGUCCGACAGGAGCUACAGACCCUGGCAGACAGACCCCCGACACCGCAAGCCCUCUCCGAGCCUUGCUCUCAGAACGGCCACGAUGAGAUCCUUCGCGAAAUUCACUCUCUGCGCAUGGCAAUCAACCCGUCAGGCCCCGUCUCGGGAUCUCCGUCCUAUGCAGACGUCGCCCGUACUCCCCCAAUGAGCUACCCAAGCAACAUACGGACCCUCUCAUCGGCGAACACGACACCGACCAGCUUCACCGACACGCUAUAUUGCACGAUAGACACCUCAAAGAUGAUAGACAAUUGA